CACUUCUCUCUGCACUAUUUCCCCACUAAGAAUCACAGCCUAUCCACCCCCAAAGCUGCUACUGGACCCAACUGGAAAAACUUAAGAGCACACAGAACAGUGCCCUGAAGUUUCUCAAGCAAGUCAUGGUUCCCCUAGCCCCCUGUUUCCCAUAGACUUUAAUGCCUCACCAACUAUGAAUUUGCCAAUUGUGAGGUUUUGCCAGAAUGGAACCUUAGCGGUUGGUGAGGAAUGAUUGUACAAAGAUCCUGUGAAACCUGCUUCAUCAAAUGCUAUUAUAGAAACACUGCAUCUAAAAUUUUCACAGAAACCAUGGAAGGAAACCAUGAAACUUGUUCGUCUUUGCUUGGACAAACCGCGUAUGGCUACUUCGACUGCUGCAUCAGACUGUCCUUUAACUACUUGCCUGGAAAAAAUGCAAAGAGCCUUAAAUGCUGAAUCUUUAUCUACUGUGAUGAACAGACUGGAAUUUUUAUCUAAACAAAAGGGACUUAACUCUUACGUUGGCCCCAAUGGGACAGCUUGCUACAUAACGUCUGAAAUGUUCUAUAUAGAAAUCAAUUUGGAGACUGAUGGAAACGUGAAAGAUGUCAAGGUGGCUCACCCUGGAAAAUCUCCUCUGACCUGUGCAGAUCUGUUGCAGCUUCUAAGAGCAAGAAAUUAUGAUGCCUUUGGAAAGAUUCUGGAAAAACUGUUAAAUCUUUACCAGAUUCCAGGAAGCAGUGAAACAAAAAUGAACAUAUAUAUUGCCUUGAGCACUUUGGAAAAAGACCUGUUCUCACUGUCUGCCUUAAACAGGUUGCCAGGGAUGGACAGAGUUGCUGAAAUACUUUAUGGGAAAGUUGGUUAUCUUAGACCAAGAACUGGAGGAAUCCCUAUGAGCCUUGAAUUUUGGCUGUCACCGUACCAAAUUUUAGAAGAACAGCUCAACCCAGGCCAGAUGUGUGGCAUGAAGGUGUUCUUAACAAUGGGAGUGUCGGAUGCAAAACACACUUUUCCUCUAGCUCCCUUACUUGUGAAUCCCGUGACUGGUGACGAUGGCAGUCGUAACUUCUUGCCCCUGACGGAAGUGGUCUGUGUGGAUUUAUCAGCUUGCUUUUUCCUGAAGUUUUGGCGCCCUUUCCCUAUGUUUUUGUCCAGUAUUCAUGAGCUACAGAAGCUUACAGGGAUUCCAAUGGAUAAAUUGAAGCCAGCCCCUCUACAUGAGUUGAUAGUUCAACAUGCCCUUUCAGAAAAAUGCAAGGAUGACCUGACAAUGAACAGUUCUUUCAUCGUGUCUCUUCCAGAUUGCCAAAAGCACAGCUAUUUCAUAGAUAACACCUCCAAAAGAUCUGACUUGACUGGAGCAAUAGUUGGUCAACUUCCAUUCCUGCACCCAAAAUGUGUGCCUGACAUGAUUGAAAUUCUCCGGCACCAAGCAGCAUAUAACACCCUCAUUAGCAGCUGUACGUCUGCAAAUAUUGAACAUGAAGAUUCAUCAGAGCUACUUUAUUUUGAAGUGUCUCAACAAAAAUUUGGCAGCUUUUCAAUUACAUUCAAGCAUCCUUUGGAGGAAAACUUGGCCUGUGGUAUGUCGAGAGAGGAAAAUGUGGUAAUCAAUGUCUUGAGCUCAAGGGAAGUUGGGUGUACUCUUCAUACAGUUUCUGACGAUGGGGCCUUAAACUGCAGCAAUGAUUUCCUCACAAAAGUUCUGAAGAGAUGCAUGUCUGUCCCAGUUCUCAUGCGGGCAAUUUUCAAGAAACUGACCCAACAAAAAGUUGAUGAAGCUAUGCAGAGCUCAGAAGGAACCUCUGAACAAAAACCCAAAGGGACCUAUCAGUCGAAAGUAUCUGAUAGCAGUGGGAAUGGCUUGCAAAGUGCUGGAGCAAGUAACUGCACUGAAGAGAGCCUCUCUGAGACAAGCAGGCAGGCUUCAUUUUGUAACAGUAUGGAGGAAAAUGGCUCUGUGGAACCUUUGGAUGAUAGCAUGGAGGAAAAUAUUUCCUCAGCUAGCUUGCAGCUAUCCAGUGAUACUGUAGAAGAAACCACUUCAGUUAGCUUAGACACUUCAUCAGAGGAUAAUCAUCCCAUAGAUGACGUUCAGGCUUCUGUUAAAAACACAGAAAUCUUGUGUGAAUGAUAUGCAAGUCUCAGUAUCAAAAUAAUUUACUUCCUGUAGUAUGUAAUACUCAGUGGAUUGUUGAUACGUUACACAAGUUAGCCAAACUCUUUAGCACAAAUUCCUGAAACAUGGUUUUUUCUCCUUAAGAACCAGAGAAGUAACUCUGUAUACAGGUUUGACAAGUCAGAAUGCAAAUAAGAGUGUCUGGCACAAACUGUCCUGUUAAACUGGUAUGAGGGUACUGUCCAGAGCAAUUGCAGUCUUUUGGAAGCACUGUUCAAAACCAGUGGUGCUAAAACUUGAUUUCAAUAGGACAAAAUUCAUCUUAUGUACCUGUAGUCAAACUUUGUGUGUUCUGCUCUACUAGUAUAAAACCUCAGCUACAUAAUGUCCAGAUGUGACACUGUGGCUUCAUAAAACAGGAUGUAAGUAGCUUGAUUACAGAAGACUCUGCAUUUAAGGUAACUUUUCAAAUAGUUUUGACAACUCUUAAUGUCGUCAAAUGAUGAUUUUCAGCUUCAAUUGAAAAAAAAAAUUUUUUUGUCUCUACGUAAGCUGGGUCACAUAACUAGUAGUGAAAAUACAAGAUUCACUUGUGUUCUUACCCAAACCUACUUAUUUUGCCUUCAACCUUAACUUGGGCAGGGGGUGGGGAGAGACUAUCUAUGCUCCCCUUCUAAAAUAGUGCACAGCGUAUAUUCAUCUUGUUCUACCUGUAAAAUAGACUGUUAAUAUGUUUACAUAUUUGUACAGGGGGUGCUGAUUUGUAAAGGGCCCUGGUCUGAACUGUGUAAAGUAAAUGAUAGUGGUUUUACAGAACCAAAAAAGCAACAAGGUAUUAAAUCGCCUUACUACUGAA
Messenger RNA from Hemicordylus capensis (graceful crag lizard), 2960 nucleotides. Its product is annotated as mediator of RNA polymerase II transcription subunit 1-like. The record is from RefSeq and is a predicted model, not a curated record. The transcript has 18 exons. Gene Ontology annotation, cellular component: mediator complex. NCBI's taxonomy places the organism in Eukaryota, Metazoa, Chordata, Lepidosauria, Squamata, Cordylidae. Gene Ontology annotation, biological process: regulation of transcription by RNA polymerase II; cellular response to thyroid hormone stimulus. Gene Ontology annotation, molecular function: nuclear thyroid hormone receptor binding; transcription coregulator activity; nuclear retinoic acid receptor binding. Bases 326 to 2119 code for a protein of 597 amino acids.